UGUUAUUUAUUGUUGCUGUUGUUGUUUCUUUAUUGGAACUAAGCAGUUGACAGCUAAAAAUGUCAUGGUACGAGAGCUUGAUUUACUUCUCGGAAGGAUGUGUGGGGCUUCAUUGCCUUAAGCUUCCUACGGUUUUGCUGUUUCAUCUGACCCUUCCCAAUCAAGGCUUUUUUCACCCUCUUUUCCAGCAAUAUAAGCCAUUUGUUCGAGUGGCAACGUUCACCUCAAGAUUCUCUCAGUUUUUUCUUCAAAAGUUUUUUUGGAGACCCUUUGGUUCACUCAUGUAGCAAUCAUCUUGCGAGUCUUCUUUAUUCCUUCUUUGGUGGUUUUUGUUUCUUUGGCGGUCUUUGGAAGUUCUCCUUUGACAUUCUUCCCUGUGUUUUAUUUAUCUGCUUUGAUUUGUUGUCAUGGUUAUCAAUAACAAGGAGAAGUGAAGCAUUGUCCCAAUGGCAAGGUUUAGGUGUUACAAAGGAGAGUUAAUACCGUGGAUCGUGUUCAAAGAAAUUCUUCCCUUUUGUUGUACCCGCAAUGGUGCAUUCUUUGUAGGAGAUAUGAGGAGGACCUUGAUCAUACACGGUCCAGUUAUAUCCAAAUUUAUCACUGCAUUUCGUGAACUGGCUACCUACAAAGAACAACUGCGUUCCCAGGUAGAACAUGUAUUAUCGGAUCGGUUGAUGCAGUUCCUGAACGAAGAUUUACAAGGAGUAAGGGACUCUCGCCAAUGCUUCGAUAAAGCUAUGCAUGAGUACGAUCAGGCUCGGGAAAAGUUUGUGUCAUUGAAAAAGAACACACGAGGGGACAUUGUUGCAGAAUUUGAAAAGGACCUCCUGAAUUCAAAGUCAGCAUUCGAGAAAAGCCGCUUCAAUCUAGUGAAUGCUCUCAUGAACGUUGAAGCAAAGAAGAAGUAUGAGUUCUUAGAAUCUAUAAGUGCACUGAUGGAUGCUCAUUUGAGAUAUUUUAAGCUAGGCCAUGACUUAUUGGGCCAGAUGGAACCUUUCAUUCAUCAGGUUCUAACAUAUACACAACAAUCUAAAGAACUGGCCAACAAUGAACAAGAUAAACUUGCAAAAAGAAUUCAGGAAUUCAGGUCACAAGCAGAGCUGGACAAUUUGCAAGAUUCCAAUAGCCUAGAUCUUUCCGUGAUUUCUGAUAGCAUUCUUGGUAGUGGUACUAGUUCCUACAGAAAUGUUGAAACAGCUUCCAUGUUCAUUGUCAAUGGGCAGGUUGAAACUAUAAAACAAGGAUAUCUCUUGAAACGAUCUUCAGGUUCGAGGGGAGAAUGGAAAAGGAUGUUUUUCGUACUUGAUAGUCAAGGUUCUCUCUAUUAUUAUAAGAACAAGGGAAACAAAUAUAUGGGCCAUCAAUCUCUUAGUUUCAAUCGUUCAAAUGAACACCACAAAAGUGUUUUUGAUAGAUUCCGUUCAAGGCACAAGAGGGCAUCAUCAUUCAAUGAAGAAAUUUUGCGUUGCUCUACAGUUAAUCUGCAUACGUCUACAAUAAAGAAGGAUGCAGAGGAUACAGACCUACGACUUUGCUUCAGAAUAAUUUCUCCCUCCAAGACCUACACUUUGCAGGCCGAAAACGAGGCAGAUAGGCUGGACUGGAUCAAUAAAAUCACGGGGGCUAUUGCAUCUCUUUUCAAUUCUUACUUUCUUCAACAGCCAUUUCUGGAAGCAAAACAUGAUGAAAGUUACAACAACAAUUUCGACGAUUAUAACGUACAGACACUACAUCAAAACAGACUAGAAGAUGGCAGUCAAGUAGGUUCUGUUUCUAAGAUAUUAAGAGAAAUUCCUGGAAAUGAUCUAUGUGCAGAAUGCGGCACUCCAGAGCCUAAGUGGGCCUCUCUAAACCUUGGCAUUUUGUUGUGCAUAGAAUGCUCUGGUGUUCAUCGUAAUCUUGGUGUCCAUAUUUCGAAGGUAAGAUCGAUAGUAUUAGAUGUCAAAGUCUGGGAGCCUUCAAUACUGGACUUGUUUAGGAACUUGGGCAAUGCUUAUUGUAACUCUAUUUGGGAAGGAUUGUUUCUUGCAGAUACGGGAAGCGAUAAUAUACAACACGACGUAGCCACGCCAAUUCCGAAACCAAGUCUCAAGGAUCCCAUACAGCGUCGGGAGAAAUAUGUUCAUGCCAAGUAUGUAGAGAAACUGUUUGUGGUCAAGGAUAGUGAAGCACCCGGCAACAAUUCUUAUGCAAAAAGUAUCUGGGAAGCUGUCAAAACAAAUGACUUGCGAGAAGCUUAUCGCCUCAUAGCAGUUUCAGCAGUAUCGAUUGUCAACUCAACUUUUGAUGAUGUGGUCAGUGUCAGUUCGAGCCCGAAUUUGGAUGAGGAGCCCUCGGGAAGUAAUCAAGAAUCUCAUAAUCCAUCGUUGUGUGGGAGAGAUUUGGAUUCUAGCGAGUCAAAGAACAGUCUUCAAGGUUGCUCACUAUUGCAUCUCGCUUGUCAAAAUGACAAUCAAGUGAUGCUUGAACUGUUAUUGCAAUUCGGUGCCAAUAUAAAUGUAUGCGACUCUAAUGGAAGUACGCCUUUGCACCAAUGCAUCUCCCAGAAAAACAAUACCUUGGCUAAGUUUCUACUUAGAAGAGGUGCACGACCAUCCAUCAAAGACGGUGGAGGAUUAAGUGCAUUAGAAAGAGCAAUGGAAAUGGGAGCAAUAGCCGAUGAGGAGCUAUUUCUUCUGCUUACAAGAUCUGAAUAAAGAAUACGAUGGAACACUUCUGAUUUAUAUCUUUUUGUCAGUCGAAUCUUGAAUUUUGUAAUUAUUGGUGGUGUUUUUAUCUGCCAUAACUUCUGUAAUCUCUUCAUUCUUGACCUUCAUAACAUUAACUUAUUGAUUUGCAGUGACAUGCAGCCACCAUGGCUCUUGCCCACUCGCAUAAAUGACAUGCUUUUUGAUUGAUUGAUU
Cucurbita moschata (crookneck pumpkin) is the source of this 2903-nucleotide messenger RNA. Its product is annotated as ADP-ribosylation factor GTPase-activating protein AGD4-like. NCBI's taxonomy places the organism in Eukaryota, Viridiplantae, Streptophyta, Magnoliopsida, Cucurbitales, Cucurbitaceae. Gene Ontology annotation, molecular function: GTPase activator activity; protein binding. Bases 447 to 2696 code for a protein of 749 amino acids. The transcript has 18 exons. Gene Ontology annotation, cellular component: cytoplasm. The record is from RefSeq and is a predicted model, not a curated record.